Eriocheir sinensis (Chinese mitten crab) is the source of this 5069-nucleotide messenger RNA. Its product is annotated as mucin-2-like. The coding region runs from base 196 to 4443 and encodes 1415 amino acids. The transcript has 6 exons. Gene Ontology annotation, cellular component: PRC1 complex. Gene Ontology annotation, biological process: negative regulation of transcription by RNA polymerase II. The record is from RefSeq and is a predicted model, not a curated record. Gene Ontology annotation, molecular function: promoter-specific chromatin binding. NCBI's taxonomy places the organism in Eukaryota, Metazoa, Arthropoda, Malacostraca, Decapoda, Varunidae.
GGUGACAACGUGUGGCGGCGCGGAGAGCAGUGAGGGCCCCAGGGGUGUCGUGGGCCGCUGCUCCCGCGCUCCUCAGUGGCGGUAAAGCAAGUGACGAGUGAGGUGCGUUCGUUCGGGAGUACCUUUUGGGAUUACAGUGUGCCUCCUCAACGCUCAGGUGUCGCGUCGCCCGUUGAUGGGCGCAGCGAGGCAGAGAUGGCGCCGCUACGCCGCGUGAAGCUGACGCAGCUCAACGCUCACCUGGUGUGUGUGCUCUGCUCCGGCUACUUCGUCGACGCCACCACCAUCAUCGAGUGCCUCCACACCUUCUGCAAGACCUGCAUCGUGCGUUACCUCCAGACUUCGUCCUUCUGCCCUAUUUGUGAUGUCCAGGUGCACAAGACGAAGCCGCUGCUGUCCCUGCGCGAGGAUCGGACCCUCCAGGACGUGGUGUUCAAGCUCGUGCCCGGCCUCUUCAACUCCGAGAUGAAGAGGCGAACCUGCUUCUACAAGGAACACCCGGAAGGAGGCGGCGACAAGACGGAGCAGAGCCUUAGGGAGCGGCGACACUUCUUCCACGUGGACGACCAAAUCUCCCUAUCCUUGGAGCACGCGACCGCCCCCCCCUGCCCGUCCCUCGUGCACUCCCACCUGGUCAAGCCCCUCAAGGUCAGCAACGGCCAGCAGGAGAAGCAGGAGAAGCAGAAGUCGCCGGUGCAGGAGGAGAAAGGCGGCGACUCGGUGGCUGUGAAGGAGGAGGAGACGGAGGGGCGCGAUGGGCCGGACUCGAAGGUUCCUCUUAAGCGGUACUUGAGGUGUCCCGCUGCCGUACAGGUGUCCCAUUUGGAGAAGUUCGUCCGCUUGAAGUACAACUUGUCCCCCCAAACACACAGGGUCGAGAUCAUGCAUGGAGGAGACUGCCUGGUCGGGGAGCUCACACUGCUGGACGUGGUGUACAUGUACAAGUGGACGGAGGACGCGCCGCUGCGCCUCAUGUACUCAGUGACGGUGCUGCCUCGGACCCGUAAGCGAGCCAGGCCAGGCGGUGCCCGAGCAGCGGCCAAGACGGAGCCCGGCGCCCCGCCCUGCAAGGUGCCCAAGCUGCAGCCUCCCUCGCCGGAGAGCAAGGCAACGCCGCCACACGUAAGUAAGUGUCAGGACGUUGUGAAGGGCGGCGUGGCGGCGAGUAGCGAGUGUAAGGAUGAGAAGUCGGAUGAGAAGGAUCUCGUCUUGCCGCCUCAGACGCCAGUCACCUCAGCUGCCGAGAAGCCGUGUGUGGCGACGAGCGCGGCGCCGGUGAGUGCCUCGCUGUCCACUCAGACGGUGCCCAGCACGUCCGUCACGCAGACCAGUAUCAUGAGCUGCGGAUCCGUGCCUGUGCAGCUGCCCGUUCCCGGCAGUGCCAGAGCGAGGCCGGCACUCACCACCACCACCCCUGCCACCGCUACCCCGCGCGUCGCCCUCCCCCACAUGCCGCCGCAGGCCCCGCCCGCCACUGUUCCUGUAUCCUCGGUGGCACCCAACGCCGCCGCCGUCGCGCCAGCCUUCAGCCCCAAGACGCCUAUCAGCCCGGCCAUGACGUCAACUUCCUCUGUCAUGAUCCAGACGCCCCAGCCACUCAUGAACGGCCUCAGUGACUGCGGCAUGAAGCAGAUCCGCGGCUCCUCCGGCCCCACCAUGUACGCCAACAAGAUGCCGCAGCCAAUCAUCCCUACACGUCCCCGCCUGGGCCGGCCGCCCAACUCCUCUCGCAUCCAGGCCGCUAAGAUGAGGCCUCCGGCUCCCCGAAUGCCCAUGAACAACGUUGAUGUUCGUCAUCGGCCGAUGGGCAAGAAAGUGUAUCCAGCCGGUGUCGUGACGCGGCCUAACUCCGUGGUGUGCGCCAGCCUCAACGUGCAGAACCGCCUCAGCAGCAUCAGCGGGCCGCCCGCCAAACUUGCGGCGUCUAAAGUAUCGGUAAAGAGGUCAGGUGACGUACAUCAGGACGGUGCUUCGUCUCCCCUGCAGCAUCCCCCAGUGUCUACCUUUACUUCCCCCGUCACAACGACAACGCCCAUGUCACCCACAUACACGACCUCUACACAGGGUCCGCCCUCCACACAGCCACCUUCAUCAUCCCUCACGUCCACCACUAACGCUCCGCCCGCCGUCAGCUCCGCGACGCCCACAACCAAGGCUGCAGCGUCACCCCAUCAAGGCACAGUGGCGAUUGACACGCAGACACAAAAACAGUGUCUGCCGCAGCCCCAGGGCACGGGAGGUGUGCAGCGGCCAAGUCAGCAAUCACCGCGGCCGCCCAUCAACCCCUCCAUGAGACCUACUGUGCCCCAGGGUCCCCGCUACCCCGGGCCGCAAGGGUGUCAGCGCCAGCCACUCCCACAAGGCACCCAACGGGUAUCCACCCCGCCCGGCCCCCCGCGGCCCCCCACUCCUACAAGCCAGAAACCUGGACCACCGGUACACCAACAGACCCAAGGAACGCAGCAGCAUUCUAGCCCACACCUCAUGCAGCCCCCCUCCCCCCAGGGAAGUCCCCAGCCUCCUCCCAUGGGAUACCCAAGGACUGUGUCCCCCGCCGGGCACGGAGCACAGAAGCAUCCUCUGUCUGCCAACCAGCGUCUUCCAAACAUGAGUGCCCAACUUCCCCACUUGGCCCCAGGCUCUCAACGUCCACACACACCCGUCAACACGCGGCCCCCCAGCAGUUCCGCCCCCCACCGCCUCCCCAGCAACCCUGCCCCCUACCGCUCUCCCAGCGGCCCUGCCCCCCACCGUCCCCCAAGUAGCCCUGCCCCUCACCGACCCCCGAGCAGCCCUGCCCCCCACCGCCCCCCCAGCAGUCCUGCUCCCCACCGCUCUCAGAGUAGCAGCCCCGCCCCGCAUCGCCCUCCAAACAGUAGUCCAGCUCCUCAUCGUCCCCCCACCAAUAAUUCUGCCCCCCAGCGGCCCCCUAGCAGCCCCGCACCACACCGGCCCCCCAGCAGCCCCGCGUCCCAUUCCUCGCCAGGCAGCCCCGCACCCCACCGCCAGCCUGGAAGCAUGACUCCCCGCCCGCACAGCACCCCGACGCCUCCCUCCAAUGCCGUGACGCCUUCCCCGCGGUCCACGCCCUCACCUCGGUGCGCGUCAUCCCCCUCCACGACAGGACCCGUUCCUGUGUCUGUUAGGGACGCUCUUCCUCCGCUGUCCAUCACCUCGCCCGCCACCGGUACCACAACCACCACUAGCACCGCUCCACCUGCCGGCACGACCACUACCAAUGGCAACGCAUCGGGGCCCAGGGCCAAUGACACCAGUAACUCCGGCAAAACUGUCCCUACGUCGGGUGCCGCUGUGUCCCAGACGCCGAACGCGAAAACAGUGUCUCCGGGCAGCGGCAAGACAGCACCUAAGUCUCCAGGGCGGGGUCGCGGGACCUCCAGCUCCCCCACCAUCCUGAGCAUCGCGCAGUCCCUCGCCAACAAACAGCUGCAGCAGCGCACGGCCACCACUGCCAUGAACCCCGUGAACAGCACCGCCAUAAACUCAUCGACUAUUGGCACGACGCAGAUCAACGCCCAUCAUUCGUACACCACCGCGACGACCAACACCCCGGUCUACCCCAGCCCCGUGCCCAGCAGCCUCGUGCCCCUCGCCGCCUACAUGGCCACGUACGGGGACGCCACACCUGACGUCACCGCCAUGAGGAACCUGAUCACCCUGAGCCAGACGGCGGCGUGCAUCAGGGAGCUGAACAUGGCCAUGGUGAAGACGCUGCCCAGACCCUCAGACCCGGCGCCCAUAGACCUCUCUCCCACCAGCAAGGCAGCGCCGCAGACCCCACUCACCAACGGCAGGCACCCCACUACCUCUUCCUCCUCCUCCUCAACGGCGGUCACCAAAACGACGAACUCAAAGUCUCCUACAAAGACCUGCCGACCCUCCGCCACCCCCAGCACCCCCAACAUAUCCCCGCCGACCCCCGAGGUGACCAUUACCAAGCUACCCAACACCGGCGCCGCCACCUCCACCACCACCCCCACUUCCGGCACCACCAAGAACACCUUCAGCUCCGGCAAGCUUGGCUCAUCCAACACCAACACUGUCUCCAUCACCAAGCGACCCGCCUCCAGCAAGAUAGCCGUCACCAAGUCCCCGGCCAACGCCUCGGUGAGACAGAUCCCGAAUCCUUCCUUCGUGAGGCACCAGUCGGAGGCGAGGAACAACAACAACGUAUCCAAGUCAACGUCCUCCUCGGCAUCCAACACCACCUCCACCACCACCAACACAUCGAAGAGUGUAUCCAAUAAACACGGUGGCGGUGGUGGCCGCGCGCCGGGCAAUUCCCCGCUCAAGGAAACCGGUCCUCUUCCUGAAACGUCCUCAAUUUUGAAGAUCGAGAACCUCACCAAGUCCCUGACCGCCCCUGCCGCUGCUGCAGCUGCCGCCGCUUCACAUGGGUUCGCCUUUUUUGAUAACAGAUAGGGAAUGGCUAGCCUAGAGCCUUUCCGAUGCGGUGAGGAGUGACGAGGAACGAACCGAACGCCUGACAGACAGACGGACUUCCAGUUGUCGUGACCCACCAACUAGUGCCGCAACCCAGUGCCUUGUGACGUGCGUGCUGGUCAGGGCGAGGCGGCGGCCCACGCGGCCCAGUGCCCCGGACGUGACUCGGUGCACGCUACAGUGAUAUAACUAGUGGUUUAGAUACUUCUCUCCCUCGUUCGGAGAUUUUAGUCUUUUACCAUAGAACUUUUGGGAUUGCAUUAGAAGACGAGCUCGUGAGGUAGAUGGCCAAUGAACGGACUAGUGUAUGGACUUCUUUCCUGGUCUUUUUCCAAGGUUUGUGGGACUGACUGUCAGUGUCUUAAGGGACUCUGGCACUGUACUUUUCCGCUGUUAGAGGAUCGAGGCUUUUUAUAAAGAGUAAGCAUUCAUGUAUCGACACACAUACGUACAUUUCCACGACUUAGAUAGACUGCUGAUUAAGCAUAUUUAUUAAGGCUUGUGAUCGUUUCUUUACGUGUACAUAUCAUAUAUUACUAUUGUAUAUAUUGUAAUUCCCUAUACGCCAAAUGUAAGUUUUGGAAAUACACAAAGAUUUUUAGAAA